UCGGUUUUUCCUCCUCUCUUUCUUCUUCUUGCUUCUUCCAUCAAUUAUCAGAUUCAGACCCGCUUGCCGCUUCUCAGUUGACCGUUUUCUGGGAAAUUUGGGCUUGCAUUACCGCAAACGCAAAUCUCAAAAAAGCAACUUUAUUUUCCCCUAAUUGUUUGCGGAAUUUCAUGCCCUUAUGUCUCUCAAUGCUUUCAAAGAAACCCUAAAACCCUGCAGCACUAAUUCGUCAUCGGGUUUGUCGCAAUCUUCAGUUUCUCGAGAUUUUGAGCCCACAAACCCGAGAAAGCCCCCCAAAUCUUCUCUCUCUCAACAGCUUCUACGCCUCCAAGAUUCUUCACUUACUUUGCCACAAUCACAGUCGCAAACUCAAAACCCUAAAACCUCUAACCCCCAAAUUGUCAACUGCAAUGAAGAGGAUGAUGAUGAAGAGGAAGAAGAGAAAGGGCUAGAGAAGUUUGGGAGACCCAAAUUGGAUCGAUUUCAGUUUGAUCAUACUGGACCCUUUGAGCCAUUGGUUUUGUCUUUGCAGGGGGAAGUUCCAGUUGUGCAGGUUCCCCCAUCUAUUAACUGCAGGUUGCUUGAGCAUCAAAGGGAUGGAGUGAAAUUUUUGUACAAUUUAUACAAAAACAACCAUGGAGGUGUUCUUGGCGAUGACAUGGGAUUAGGUAAGACAAUACAAACAAUUGCAUUCCUGGCUGCUGUAUUUGGAAAAGAUGGAGAAUAUGGUGACUCUAUAAGAUUGGAGGCGAACGAAGUACAGAAAAGAGGUCAUGUACUGAUAAUUUGCCCCUCUUCCGUUAUUCACAACUGGGAAAGUGAAUUCUCUAAGUGGGCAAAUUUCAGUGUUGCACUAUAUCAUGGUGCAAACCGUGAGUUGAUUGUACAAAAAUUAGAAGCACAUGAAGUUGAGGUACUUAUAACCAGUUUUGACUCGUAUAGAAUUCAUGAGAACAUUUUGUCGGAGGUUGAAUGGCAGAUUGUGAUCGUUGAUGAGGCACACCGGCUUAAAAAUGAAAAAUCAAAACUCUACAUUGCUUGUUUAGAUAUUAAAACCCGGAGACGUAUUGGCCUCACAGGAACCAUUAUGCAAAACAAAAUUAUGGAACUGUUUAACCUAUUUGACUGGGUUGCUCCAGGAUCCUUGGGAACCCGAGAACAUUUCCGAGAGUUCUAUGAUGAACCCCUAAAGCAUGGCCAGAGGUCAACUGCCCCUGAAAGAUUUGUCCGAGUUGCCGAUGAGCGAAAACAGCACCUAGUUACUGUUCUUCGUAAAUAUCUGUUACGAAGAACAAAGGAGGAGACGAUUGGACAUCUUAUGAUGGGGAAGGAAGAUAAUGUUGUAUUCUGUGCAAUGAGUGAAGUGCAGAAACGCGUGUACAGGAGAAUGCUACAACUACCGGACAUCCAAUGCCUGAUAAAUAAGGAUCUUCCCUGUGGCUGUGGGAGCCCACUUACCCAAGUGGAGUGUUGCAAGAGGACUGUACCAAAUGGAAUAAUUUGGCCUUACCUUCACAGGGAUAAUCCUGAAGGCUGUGAGUCAUGCCCCUUUUGCCUUGUUCUUCCUUGCCUUGUCAAGCUCCAGCAGAUAAGCAAUCACCUGGAGCUCAUCAAACCGAAUCCUAGGGAUGAACUAGAAAAACAGAGGAAAGAUGCAGAGUUUGCCUCGGCUGUCUUUGGUCCUGAUUCUGAUUUGGUGGGGGGAAAUGCACAGAAUGAGAGUUUCAUGGGCUUGAGCAAUGUUAAGCAUUGUGGCAAAAUGCGAGCACUGGAAAAGUUGAUGUCCUCUUGGGCUUCAAUGGGUGACAAAAUUCUUUUGUUCAGUUACUCUGUCAGGAUGCUGGACAUACUUGAAAAAUUUGUUAUACGCAAGGGCUACAGCUUUUCAAGGCUAGAUGGUUCAACUCCGACCAACUUGCGGCAGUCACUUGUUGAUGACUUCAACUCAAGUCCUAGUAAGCUGGUAUUUCUUAUAUCAACUCGUGCUGGUGGACUUGGAUUAAAUCUUGUAAGUGCAAAUCGUGUGGUAAUAUUUGACCCAAAUUGGAAUCCUGCUCAAGAUUUACAGGCUCAGGACAGGUCAUUCCGCUUUGGGCAGAAACGGCAUGUUGUGGUCUUCCGCCUUCUUGCAGCAGGUUCCCUUGAGGAAAUUGUUUAUUCGCGUCAGGUCUACAAACAACAGCUAUCAAGCAUUGCUGUCUCUGGGAAAAUGGAAAAACGAUAUUUUGAAGGCGUGCAGGAUUGCAAGGAAUUUCAAGGAGAGCUUUUUGGCAUAUGCAAUCUGUUCCGUGAUCUAUCUGAUAAGCUUUUUACGAGUGAGAUCAUUGAAUUACAUGGAAGACAAGGACCAGAACACAGGAGCCAUGCUGAUGAAAAGCAGGUAAUUACAGAGGUUGGGAGCGAUUCUGUUCCUUUUGAAGAAGCAAGUUUAGGAUCUCCGUCAGGAAGAAAGCCUAGUGAUUCGGAGAGGACUUUAAUAAGUAAACCGAUUCUUGAAGACUUGGGUAUCGUCUAUGCUCAUCGAAAUGAGGACAUAGUAAACCUCGGAGCAAGCACUCAGGGAAGAAUUGAAGUCAGUUUCUCUCAGAGUCAGAGCCUAGCUGAGCCAUGCUUCCCUCCUGUGUGCAAAAGGAAACGUGAUGGGGUGGCUGUGAAAAAGCACGUUCUCUCCUCCAAGGACCAAAAGAAGAUCCAAUACAGUCUGAUUGCCAAGUCCAUGUGCAUGGAUGAGAUCGAAUUUAGUAAGUGGGUACUCUCUGCAACUCCUUUGGAGAGGGAAAAAUUGCUCCAACAUUAUUACAAGAAGAGAAAAGAGAAGAUACCCAAUGGAUGAGGAACUAUAUCCUUGCAAAUCCGCGACGCAGGAAGUGUUGCAUUAUUACCACUUACAUAUUGUACAGUGUAGAUGUAUAGAUGUAUGUAUGCGCCUUUAGCGUAGUCAUUCUUUUCUCUCUCACAACAUUAACUUUAAUGAACAUUUACCCUAUGUUUCAGAACGUAAUUAUCAAAAAAAAAAAACCAUGUGAGUGUA
Tripterygium wilfordii is the source of this 3031-nucleotide messenger RNA. RefSeq names its product switch 2. Lineage: Eukaryota; Viridiplantae; Streptophyta; Magnoliopsida; Celastrales; Celastraceae. The coding region runs from base 179 to 2833 and encodes 884 amino acids. The transcript is spliced from 8 exons. The record is from RefSeq and is a predicted model, not a curated record. Gene Ontology annotation, molecular function: ATP binding; ATP-dependent chromatin remodeler activity.